Topomyia yanbarensis is the source of this 342-nucleotide messenger RNA. It is a transcript of the gene Nop10, whose product is annotated as H/ACA ribonucleoprotein complex subunit 3. Gene Ontology annotation, molecular function: telomerase RNA binding; box H/ACA snoRNA binding. Gene Ontology annotation, biological process: rRNA pseudouridine synthesis; snRNA pseudouridine synthesis; ribosome biogenesis. The record is from RefSeq and is a predicted model, not a curated record. NCBI's taxonomy places the organism in Eukaryota, Metazoa, Arthropoda, Insecta, Diptera, Culicidae. The transcript has 2 exons. Gene Ontology annotation, cellular component: box H/ACA snoRNP complex; box H/ACA telomerase RNP complex. Bases 104 to 298 code for a protein of 64 amino acids.
AAUCCGAACGAAACAUCAACAAACAAUAAUAAUAAUUCAUUUUCAACUUCAACACGCGUGUUCGUGCAGUUGUGACGAUUUAUAACUAUUUUUCUCUCCUAAAAUGUAUCUUAUGUACGAUAUCGGUGAAAAUGGUGAGCGAAUUUACACCUUGAAGAAACAUAACCCCGAGGGAACGCCAACCCAAUCUGCUCAUCCAGCGCGCUUCUCUCCUGAGGACAAGUACUCGCGCCAUAGGAUUAUCAUAAAGAAAAGGUUCGGUUUGCUACUGACGCAGAAACCUGCUCCAGUUUAUUAAAGUAAUAUUUACUAUUUAAGGCAAUAAAUGAAGUUUAAAAUAUA